AUGAGUAGCGAUUCUGAAAACUAUUAUUAUAAGAUAAACAAUGAUAAUAAUAGUAGAAAAAAAAGAAAAGAAAUCGAAGAAGAUCGAUUAAAAAAAAGUAAGAGGCACUAUGACGAAACAGAUAAUAGAAAGGACAAUGAUUAUAAUAAGGAAAAACACAGAGGAGAGAAAAUAAAAGAUUACGAAAAAGAAAUAUAUAAUCGUCAUAAAAAAAAUAAAUACAAUAGUUAUGAAGAAAGAGAAAGGAAAAAUUAUUAUGAUAGACGAAGUAUUGAAUCAUACAAAAGUAGUCAUGUAAAAAAUUAUGAAAAAAAAAAAUAUGAUGAAAAAGACAAAUAUGAGUCGAAAAAAAGUGAAAGGGAAAAAAAACGUCAUAAAAAAGAAGAAGAUGAAAGUGAUGAAUAUGAACGAUACGAAGAACUGAAAUAUAAUAAAAGAAAAAGUGAUGAAAAAAUUAAAAAAAAAGAAAAAAAAAAAGAAAAAAAAAAAGAAAAAAAUUAUCAUUACACAUCUAGUAGUGAUGAAAGUUAUAGAAAAACAGAAAAAUGUCGUGAUAAAAAAAAAAACUAUGGAAGAAGCGGAAGUAAUAUAAUGGAUAAUGAUAGCGAUAAAAAUAUUGAAGGUAAGCCUUCAAAUGAAAAUAAGGCAAAAGAGAAACUAAACAAAAAUAAAGAGAUGGAAAAAAAAUGUGAACAGAAAAGUGCAGAAAGUGAACAAGAAAUGAAGAGCGAAAUGAAGAGCGAAAUGAAGAGCGAAGUUAAGGACGAAGUUAAGGGCGACGUUAAGAGCGAAGUCAAGGACGAAAUUAAGAGCGAAGUCAAGGACAAAAUGAAGAACGAAGUUAAGGACGAAGUUAAGAGCGCCGCGAAACCGGUAGCCGAGACGAAAAGUCUGAGCAGAUUAGAAAGGUUAAAAUUAUUUGCCCAAAAACUAAAAUGGGGAAGUAGUGGAAAUGUAAAAAAAGGGACAAAAUUUACACUUAAUGCUCCAAAAAUAAAAGGAGUGAAUAAACAGGUAAACUUAGAUAUAUUCAUGGAGAAUGAUAUCGAAGAAGAGGAGGAAAAGGAUGAAAAGGAUGAAAAAGAAAAAAACUUAGUAGAUGCAUACAUUGAAAAGGAAGCCGAAAUGACAAACGAUGUGUUGAAAGACAUAAAGGAAGAGAUAGAAGAAAAUGUAGAUGAUCCACUGGAAAUAUUUAUGAAAAAUAUAGAAAAAGAAAACUUAGAAAAUCAAGAAAUAUAUACAAAUAAGACAAUAACUCUUGAUGAAAUUUAUAGCUAUGAUAUGAACAAACAUAAAUAUGAAGAUACAAUUUAUGUACAGGCUGAAAACGAAGAAAUAAAAGAAGGGAACAUGAAUAAAGAAAAGGAAAACGAAACAAAGAACACAAGUUCUCAAAUUAAUAAAUUUAAAUUAGAAAAUAAUAAAGAAGGAAACGAAGAGGAUGGUGAAAUGGAUGACAAUGUGAAUGAAAAUGAGGAGGAAGAUUUUUACAAAAUUUUUAUUGAAACACUCAAAAAAAAAACAGAAGAAGAUAAAAAAAAAAAAGAAGAAGAAGAAGAAAAGGAAAGAAUAAAAAAUGAAGAAAAAGAACAAAAUGAAUUGGAUGAUUCUUCUAUAAAUUUAAGUGAAGAUAGUGAAUAUAAUUGCGAAACAAAUACUUUAAAAAAAAAAAUUAACAAAAAAUUUCUACAAGUAAAUCAUGAUGAAAUCGAUUAUUUACCUAUUAAGAAAAAUGUUUAUGUACAAGUUAGUGAAAUUACAAAUAUGUCAGAAAAAGAUGUUGAAAUGUUUAGAAAAAAUAAUGGGAAUAUAGUUGUAAGAGGAAAAAAUUGUCCCCGACCUAUUCAAUAUUUUUAUCAAUGUGGAUUACCUGGAAAAAUUUUAAAUAUAUUAGAAAAAAAAAAUUUUAAAAAAAUGUUUAGUAUACAGAUGCAAGCAAUACCUGCAUUAAUGUGUGGUCGAGAUAUAAUUGCAAUAGCAGAAACUGGAAGUGGAAAAACUAUAUCUUAUCUAUUUCCAUUAAUUAGGCAUGUGUUACAUCAAGACAAAUUAAGAAACAAUGAUGGACCCAUUGGAAUUAUACUUACCCCUACUAGGGAAUUAAGUAUUCAAGUUAAAAAUGAGGCAAAUAUAUAUUGUAAGGCUGUUGAUUUAAAAAUAUUAGCAGUUUAUGGUGGGUCCAAUAUUGGUGCACAAUUAAAUGUAUUAAAAAGAGGUGUCGAGAUAAUUGUCGGAACUCCUGGAAGAAUAAUUGAUAUAUUAACAAUAAGUAAUAGUAAAGUUACAAAUUUAAAUAGAGCAUCUUUUAUAGUUUUAGAUGAAGCAGAUAGAUUGUUAGAUCUCGGAUUUGAAUCACAAAUACAUAGUAUUUUAAAUAAUUGUAGAAAAGAUAAACAAACUGCUAUGAUAUCUGCAACAUUUCCUAAUUAUAUUCAAAAUUUAGCAAAAAAAUUAUUAUAUAAACCUAUAGAAAUAAUAGUAGGAGAAAAAGGAAAAACAAAUAAUAAUAUAUAUCAAUUUGUUGAAGUUUUAGAAGAAAAAAAAAAAUUAUUUCGUUUACUGAAAUUAUUAGGAGAGUGGAUUAAAUAUGGACUUAUUUUAAUAUUUGUUAAUAAACAGUUGGAAGCCGAUUUAUUAUAUCUAGAAUUAUUUAAAUAUGAAUAUAAAACAUUAGUGUUACAUGGUGGGCAAGAUCAAUCAGAUCGAGAGCAUACAUUAAAAAGCUUUAAAGAUGAACAAAAUAAAAUAUUAAUUGCAACAUCUGUUAUGGCUCGAGGAAUUGAUAUUAAAAAUAUUAUUUUAGUAAUUAACUAUGAAUGUCCAGAUCAUAUUGAAGAUUAUAUACAUAAAAUUGGAAGAACUGGUAGAUCGAAUAACAUAGGAUAUGCAUAUACUUUCAUUACCCCAAAUGAACACACAAAAGCUUAUGAUAUAUAUAAUUUAAUUAAAAAUAAUAUAUAUUAUAUAAACAAGACGAUAGAUAUUCCCAUUGAAUUAGAACAAAUGGUUAAUGAAUAUGUGAAUAGUAAAAUAGCAGAAAAAGAUAGAAAUAAAAUCAAUACAUCUAAUGGUGGUUCAAAUUCUACUAUUGUUAAUUCGAUAUCUUACCAUGUGGGUGAUAAGAAAAAGGGAUAUAAAGGAAAAGGGUUCAAAUUUACACCCAAUGAAAAAUCAAGAAUGCAAAUGGAUAAAGAUUUAGCAAAAAAAGAACUCGGGUUGAUAGAAGAGAAAAAUGAAGAUGAGGAUAAAGAAGGAGGAUAUACAUCAGAUAUGGAAAAUGAAGGAAAAAUAAAUUCGAAUAUAAUUAAUAAAACAGAGAAUGUUGGCCAAACCCACGAAGGAAAGAAAAUGAAAAAUGUACCAGGAAUAACUAAAGCACAAAAAAAUAAUGAAACAAUAAAUAUAUCACCACAAACAAAUCUUAAACAAAUCGAAUUAGAAAUUCAAAAAAUAAAAAUGGAUGAUACUAUGAAUUUAUCACUAAAAGCAAAAAAAAUAAAUGAACUAAUGAAAGCUCAUAAUUUUAUUGAAUUACAACAAAGUAGUUAUAAAACAGUGGAUAGUUCAAAUGAUGAAGAAAUUGAUAAAAUGGCAGAAAUGGAAAGUUUAAAAUUAACUGAGCAUAUUAAAGAUCCAAAAGAAAAACAAUUAAUGUUCCAAAAAACGAAAGAAGAUAUUAAAAAAAAACUAAUAAAUAGUAAAGCUCAGAUUGAAUCAAGAAAUGAAAGUAUACAAAGGAAUAUGCUUUUAAAUGUUAUAAGAACAAAAAAUAUGAAAAAAUAUUCUCCAUUUUUACCUCAUACAUAUGUAACUGAGGACAAUACUAUUUUAGAAGAAUUUUAUAUUAAUGAUUAUCCUCAGCAUGUGCGUUUAAAAAUAUCUAAUCGAGAUGUCUUGGCACGGAUACAGGAUAUGUCUGGAGCUAUGUGUCAAAUUAAAGGACAAUAUUCUAACCCUUCACAACCAAAUAAAACUAACUUUAUAUUGGACCACAAAUUGUUACAUAUUGAAAUUACUGCCCCUACUUAUAAUCAGGUACAAAUUGCUCGAACAGAAUUAACUUCCCUUCUUAACAUGUUCAUGCAAAAAUGCAACCUAAAAAAUCAAAAGCCAAGUGCAGGGGGAUAUGCCACAUUUCGGUGA
Molecule: messenger RNA, 4146 nt
Organism: Plasmodium yoelii
Lineage: Eukaryota; Apicomplexa; Aconoidasida; Haemosporida; Plasmodiidae
Product: RNA helicase
Exons: 1
Coding region: 1-4146 (1381 amino acids)
Molecular function (GO): ATP binding; nucleic acid binding
Source: RefSeq, a predicted model, not a curated record